Molecule: messenger RNA, 3834 nt
Organism: Pichia kudriavzevii
Lineage: Eukaryota; Fungi; Ascomycota; Pichiomycetes; Pichiales; Pichiaceae
Exons: 1
Coding region: 1-3834 (1277 amino acids)
Biological process (GO): protein localization to prospore membrane; ascospore-type prospore membrane formation
Cellular component (GO): prospore membrane
Source: RefSeq, a predicted model, not a curated record
AUGGCAACAACGGACUCUGAGUUGUCAAAUAGUGUAGACCCUAUGAUGGGGAUUGAUGACAUAGAUUCAAACAACAGCUCCGGUUGUAAUGCCAGCACCUUUGUGAGCAUACCAAGUGAUUCUUAUACUGCUUCAAGGUUGCAAAAUUGUACUGUGUAUGAAUUGAACAAAUCAUCUACAGUGAUAUUUCUUGGUAAAAUCCCCGAAAUCUGGCUACUUGAAAAAAAGGCAGCUUUAUUUAUUCAAAUGCUGGGCUCGGAAAAGGAAUGUAGGAACAAAAUGGAAGACAAAGUGAUUAAAGACGGAAAUGAGUCUUGCUUUGUAAAAGCUGACGGCCUCUUUGGGUCAAAAGGUACAAGGAAUUCGUCCCUUGGGAAAAUAAAUGUAGAACUUCAACAAUUGUCAUUCAAAUCUCCUAGGAUAUAUCAACACGCAGUAAUAAGAAACUUUAUCGAUAUUGUCCCUAAUCAUAUAAAAAUAAUGGCAAAGCAACAACUAAAAAGUCACCAUCCUCUAAAAGCUGUAAGUGGUUCCUCGGAAAGCAUCAAUCCAAGUCUAUACCAUAUUUUCUGCCUAGGAAGUAAUGACUAUGAAAAGCCAGAUGGAUCAAGGUUGAAAAAGUUAGUGGAGACCCUCAAAUAUAACUAUGGCUCAAUUACGAAAUAUAAAAGGAUCGGAACCAAAAACUACAGCACAAGACAUGCUAAAAUCAAAUUUCUUCAGAAAGCAGAAGCCGAAAGAAAAAAAAUAGUUUUCAGAAAUGUUCAACUGUUAAUCCUACUUCAACAGAUCAAGCACCUGAAGAAAAACCAUUAUUCAGCAGAAAAUUUUGAGGAUCUGCUGAAGAAACCUUUUUUUCUAAGUUCAAAACAACUUUUAAAAACGAAUAUGUUAGAGAAUACUAACCUAAUAAGUCAUGAUAGGGGGAAAAUGACUAUUUUAUCUAGUGAACUAUCUCUAAAUAAACCUGAAUGUUAUAAUGUGAAUGAUAUACAAAUGCAAGAAAUGCUUGCAGAGCAACGGAAAAAGGCUGUUAAACUACAAAUACCUUCUAAGUGUAGACAUACUAUCAAAUCAGCCAAUGAUGAUGAAACAAAAGAUGAUAACCUUAAAAUCUCGACAACCCUCCUCCAAAGUUACAAGCCAGGUCAAAUCUUGGAAAGUGAAAAAAUGCUUGUUCAAAUAAUUGAUUUCGAUGGUGCUAAGGUAGUAUCUGGGGUUUAUAGGGAAACCAAGAAGAUUCAAAAAUGGAAAGAAUAUACAGUGUUACUUCGGGUCGGCAUUGAUUUAAAUUUCCCUAAAGUAACACAGUUAGAAAUAAAGCAUAAAAAGUUGGAAAGACGUAGAUUAGGAUUAACCUGCGGAGACAAUAGUGACGAAACUAAAAAUAACCUUUUUCCAAGGACAAGAAAAGGUAUAAGAAAACUUCACUAUGACUAUAGUGAAAUGAUGGCCCAUUGUAGCAAGAGCUUUUCUCAUAAUCAGGUCAUUAAAGAAGAUAAAAUAUUUGAACAAAAAAAUGUGCCAGAAUAUGACUCGGAGAUAAAAAAACACUUUGUCACUCGAAAAAUACAAGAGAAACUUUACUAUUGCAUCACCAUUUCUAAAGACAACAUGAGUCUACUUAAGUUUAAUUUUGCUAGUCGAAGUCUUUCUUUUAUCUAUGAACAAAAGGGAAAGAAACGAUUAUUUACACUAUUGUUUACCUCGACAUCAACGGCAAUUAUUUGGCACAGCUUGAUUAAGAAGCUAUUAAGUGUUGAUCAAGCAAUAGAGAAGGACGGUUUCGUUAAUAUAACUAUUCCAUUAUUAGAUAUUUCUUUUUCCAUCAAUAAAUCCGUAAUCAUCGAGUUAAUCAAGGAAAAUAGCAAUAACUCUAAAAUGUUGCAAUUUGAGCUAACCAAAACUGGAUAUAAAUGUUUGAAAAACGAUGCCUUAGAAAAAUUAAUAAAUUUAGUGGAAAAGGCUUUUGCAAAACAUUUUGUAGCUAACAGGUCCGAAAAAUAUGAGAAAACACGUAAUUAUUUCCGACAACUAAUGCUAGAGAGGUCAUCGUUAAAAUUAACUUAUGGAGGUAUCAAUCUUAUGGAGUGGAGCCAACAAAAUCUAAAAUAUAUGUUGCUUGAUUUAACGUUGCUUAAAAAUGGAAAUCUCAAUAUUGAGAUGGAGAACUCACAGCCAUUACAGACAUACAACUCUUUAUUGGAACCGACUCCAGUAGAAGGGUUCUUAAUAAAAUUAUCCAAUCAAAAAGGAAAAAAAAGAAAUUUUUUGGGAAAGCAUUACUUUAAGUUACUUUAUGCUUUCACAAUUAAGAAUAUGCUAUUCUUUCAAUCUUUCAAUACUGCUGUACCUAUUUUCCCAAAUCUAACUAAUUCAGUAAGUUCUUUUAUAACUCCAGAAGGACACAUAGUUAACUUAGAUGCUUUGGAAGAAGCUUGCAUGUUUGAGCCACAAGUAUUUAAAUAUUCUCCCUACCCGGUUACUCAGGACUAUAUUGAAUGGGUUAAACCAGGAAUAGACCAACAAACCUUCAAAAUCCACGAUAGUGCAGCAUUAUUUGAAGCCAAGAGACGUGCUUUUAUGAUAUCGAAAGGUCACACCUCAAUAGAUCUUCUCAACGUUGUUGAGAUAAAUUCAAUUUCAUGUGAUAAACAGAACAACGAAGUUAAAAAGGCCUGCAAUUCAAUCUGGGGACAAUCAGUAAAUGACAUGAACGGGAGGAAAGAAGCACAUUAUAUAAGUUUAGCGAGUAACAAAAGAACAAAAGACACAACAUCUUUUCUUGAAGAGGAAAGAUAUACAACAGCUUACUUUGAUUUAAAAAUGUCUGAUGGGUCAUCAAUAAGUUUUAAUGCUUCUAAUAUCUUAAUAAAAAAUGAAUGGGUAAAAAGAUUAAACAAAAUACGCCACUUUUGGGCUGAUAAAAAAGCAAAGAUGACUUUUAGCACACAAUGGUUGAGUUCUCCGGGUACAAACCACUCUAUGCGCUACUCAUUGAUUCAAAAAGCUGAAAAAAGUUCUUUCUCUAACUCAGAGUCAUUAGAUUUAGUAAACUCAACUUUGUCGAAUGACUAUAUACUAGCUAGAUUGACCAAUACAAAGCAGUUUCAUCAGUGUUUUGCUGUGAUAAACUUAAAUAGCUUUACCUUAUACAAGGUUUUCAACAGAUCAAAAACUAAAGGAAAAGUAAAAACUCCUAGUUACUUCAAAAAGUAUGUUCAAAUUUCCCUAAAAGGUUGUUAUGUGUUCCCGAAUACUGGUGUUUCAUGCUAUGAAAAGACUGAUUUGGAUUUCCUAUCAAAGGAAAAAGGGUUAUCUAGAGUUUAUGGCGAUGGAUUUAUAAGUUCUGAUCCUUUGUAUGAUUGCCUAUUAACUUUAUGGUAUGGAACCAAAAACAAAUUGCACAAAAACAAAAGGAGAGUAAAGAACUAUCAUUUGAAUAAACUACACGAUCCAACAGCAGAUAAUCGUAAUAUAAACUGCAGCGUCCCUCUGGAGGAAGUAAAACAUAAUAUUAGGGAAUUGAACUUUAGUGGAAGUUCUUCUGAACUUACAGAUUCGGAAGAUGAUAUUAAUAUACCUAGCGAAGAGUCAGACGCCAUGAUUGAAUUUGAAAGUGAAACUAACAAAUGUGAUUACUAUGAAACAAUACCCCUAAAACACGCGAACAAGUUUCAGUCAACGAAACUAUCCCACAGCUUUGGCACUAGAGAAAGGUCUUUGAAGUUACUAGCUAGGUCUAAAGCAGAACGAGAUCUGUGGAUUGCAAAACUUAACUCAGAAAUUGAUAAUCUUUCAACGGUAAGCAGCAUCAAUAGCUGGCGUAUAUAA